AUGUUCCUUAACGUCGACUUGCCGGAGAGCGCUGACGAGAUCGAAGGAAUUUUCGACGGGGACGCGGUCGAAGUGGUCUAUGUCACCGCGCCUGGAGGAUACAAGUUCAGAUUCAAGUUCUACUUCGAGUGGGAGCUCAUCGAAAUGCCCUCCGCCAACGGCACGCUGGUCGCGAUUGGAGACAACGAACGAGAGCCAAUUUUCCCGGAUGGCGUCAAUGUGCACUCAGUUCCGACGACAGGAAUCUGCGGGCCAGAACACUUCGCCCCUGCCGCGCUCGGUAUCUUUGCCACCGAAUUAGACUCGACUGCAGCUCCAGAAACGGCGAUGGAGGGCUUCUCCAAAUUCGCAGCUGCGAUGACUGGCUUCGACAAAUACUUUGACUCGCACUUUGCUGAAUAUUGCGCCCUGGAGUCGACCCAGCUCCCUUGCGAGUUUUUCCACUUCCAGGACGACGUUACUGCUCAAUUUCUUUUCGGUCACUUGGAGGCGCUAGUCGGCCAUAUCAUCAGCCACUGCGACGACGGAUUCGGCCAUCUCUGGUUGAAAGAACUCAGCGAGCUCGAAUCAUGGAUUGGAGGCGAGAUUCCAACUGUCAUCGUUCCCGAAUUCAAUCAAGUCACGGUCAAGGACGGCAAUCUUUGCGACGAAUGUCUGGUAGACGCAGACUGCGGCGAUUUCCAUGAGAAAUGGAUGCGAUGCUCCUCGGAGACCAAGCAGUGCGUCUGUGGCAAUCACUGGGUUGAUGCCAAUGGAGACCCAACUGACGGUUGCGAGGCUUUCUCCGGCGACUACACUCUCAACCACAAUCAGUGCUCUGGCGAAAAUCCACCAAAAACAACUACCACCGUCAAAACAACGACAACAACGAACAAGUGGCAAACAACUUCUAAACCAACAACUACCACAACAAAGACGACAACAACAAAAAGCACAACGGAAGCAACAAUUCCAUCUCUCUGCGGAUCUUGCUCGAGCAACAGCGAUUGCGGAAAGAAGUCCAAGUAUCACAUGGUCUGCUCGGACGAGGGCCAAUGCAUCUGCGACAAUCAAUGGAUCAGCACUUCUGAAAACAAUUUUGACGGUUGCCGAACGUUCAGCGCGGGCUACGAAAAGGACCAGGAGCAGUGCUCGCCCAAGACCACCACCGCGCCUCAGAACAUUGAUGAGACGACCGCAAUUGUUGAUCACGCCAAGGUGUUCAACGUCAUCGAGGUCGGUAACAAUUGCCCGCAGCAGUGGUUGAAGACGCCAAUGGAGGACGAUAACAACCUUUGGAACGAGUUCGACGAUGGCCUUCAUGAACAUGAUGAGCCAAUGUGCGCCUUUGAAAAUCUACCAGCUUGCACGAAACCCCUUUUCGCCGGCGUCGCUGCUUCCGCCUGCCACUCUUCGACGCUGAUUUCCAACUACAACGCUGUCGCCGACGAGCUGGCCCGAGUCUCCGUCUCUGGCGACUUUGACCGAACUUGCGUGUUUGCUAUUGCCCGUGCUCCCUGCUCCGCGCUCGAUUUCAAGGCCAUUUCCGAUCCACGAGAGUACGCUUACAAAUUCGCCGAAGUCGUCAAGACCUUUGCCAUUGAAAAAUGCGGCAAGAGCCAUUUGAAGAAUUCGCUCGGACCGAUGCUCAUGCAAAACGUCGAAAUCUUGGAAAACGCUGCUAAUGGAAACUGCCCAGCCGAGCUCGGGGAUUUCGUCUUUGACGCUGAAGCUUUCGACGAGACGGAUUUCAGCGAUGUUCCAGUUCAUACAACCACGACUACUACAGUUGCCCCGGAAAAGGAUGUCCAACAAACUACUCCAAAAUCAAUUGACGGAAAAUUCACAACGCUCAAGGACGGCCAAUGCACUUCUAAAGCUUACGGUCGAUUGGCCACCGUCGUCUUCGAUGCCAGAGCUUUCGAUCUCGUCGACGCCGACACCGCCAAAGCCAACUUCAAAAGGUUCGCGGACGAAAUCGGCCGAUUGGGAAAGAAAACGCAAAAGUACGAAAUGCAGCGCGGCGAACGACCAGAUUGCGAAGUUGCUACUUCCGGAAAGAUGCCCUGCGAACUCCUUGACUUUCCUUCAAAAGAAAUGGCUUGCCAACUUGCUGAGCGGGCAAAGAAGCUUUACUUGCAUGUCAGAACUUCUUGCAACAAUGCUUGGAUUAACAUCUACGGACAGACAAUUUCUUCUCUCGUCGAAGCAGCUGAACCGGUUUCUGGAAGCUGCCCGCAAAUUGGCGAACGAAUGGAAAAGCAAUUGCUCCAAGAAUACACCGAGCGUCAUGCAGAGGAAAACGACGGCGUCGACUUCAAACAGCAAAUCAAAGAGAUUAGAGAUGCAGUCAAAGAAGAUAAGGCGGAGAGGAAGAGAGAACGAGGCAGCAAGAAAAUGCGACGAGAAGACCGAGAGAAGAACAAGCUCAAGAACAUGGCGCGGCGGCGAAUUGAAUCGGCGAUGGUCGAAGUUAACAAGAAACAACAGAAACUUGAGCAGCUGAGAAUUGCCAUUGCCGCGGCAGAGGCUGGAAACUACGCUCUUUUGGCCCGCGACGAAGAGAACGACGUUGUGGUGGAGGAGAACGAUUCCGGCAUGCUGAUGGACUUCGGAGGCGAGUUGUACGAAUCCUACGAGUACGGCGAGUACGAAGAGGAGGAAGAGGGUGAGUGCGCGGUCCCGGUGGCGCUUGAGAUCGACUCGGCCGUCGAGUUCUUCAACGCGUUGGUGGAGGCGCAGACUUCCCCGCGCUCCAAGUUGCUCCACAACGCCGUGUCGCACCGCGUCAAGCGCCGCUUCGAAGACGUCCUCAACUUCAUCCGCGUCGCGCCCGGCCACUGCCCCGAAGAAGUUCUCGCCAGCUGCGCCAACGUGAACCUGGUCUACGGAAAAAGACGCGCCAAGAUCACGGAAAUCAUCGAGGCCGCCUCGCAAAUCGUCCAAAAUAUCGAGGAACAGUGCGAGGGCGCCUCCUUUGCCGAGUUUUUCUUGAGCGUCCAUGGCAAAGCGGAAAAUCUUUUUUAA
This is a messenger RNA of Oikopleura dioica, 3006 nucleotides long. The record is from the annotation of a GenBank genome assembly. Lineage: Eukaryota; Metazoa; Chordata; Appendicularia; Copelata; Oikopleuridae.